Molecule: messenger RNA, 938 nt
Organism: Mauremys reevesii (Reeves's turtle)
Lineage: Eukaryota; Metazoa; Chordata; Testudines; Geoemydidae
Product: platelet glycoprotein VI-like
Exons: 6
Coding region: 342-938 (198 amino acids)
Source: RefSeq, a predicted model, not a curated record
GCUAAGAACAGCAUCUGCAGCAACGGGACCUGAGAAGGAGGUUGGCCAGGCCCCUCCACCCUCAUGCUCCAGGGCAGGCGCUGGGUCCAGCCGGGUCAAGAAGGAAUCUCUGCCCUGGUCCGUGGGAGAGGAUCACUCCGUGGGGGGCACUGUGUUGUGUGUGUGUUUUGUGACCUCCUCUGCUCUGAGCUGCGGCUCCAGGGAGGCAAGACGGGCCUGUUGGAAAAGUAGAUUUGGGCUCAAGAUUGCAGAGAAACCACCUGAUGGAGACGACUGCAUCACCUGGCUCAGGCUUGGUGUAACGUUGGUGACAGCGGUAAGGGGGCUCCCACUGCCCCCUCAUGGCAUCUGCUCUCACCAUCCUCCUCCUCGGCUGCUGGCUGGCCGGGCGGAGUGGGAUGUUGGGAGAGGGGUCCUACCCCAAACCCUCCAUCUCCGUCAGCCCCAGUGGGGUGAUCCCCGUGGGGGGAAACGUCACCAUCCGGUGCUGGCAUCAGCUCCUGGACAUGAGGAUCCUCCUCUACAAGGAUGAAGAUGAGAAUUAUCUGACUUACACAGACCCUGCCGGCUCUGAGGCUGAAUUUCCCAUCACCAGAGCCAGACGGGAACACGGGGGCAGCUACACCUGUCGUUAUACUGAUAGAACAGGAGAAGUUGUCUACUCGGAGCCCAGCGACCCUGUGCAGAUCGUUGUAGCAGCCCCUCGCCCCGCCCCGAUGGAUGCUGGUUCUAGUCCCGCAGGGGAAACCGACCCGACCCAGCCUGGAGCGGCGCCAGCUCCCACCCACCCGGGCAGGGCGGGGCCAGCAGGCCCCCCGGGGCGCCCGGAUUUCACCCACACCAACAUCGCUCGUCUGGGGCUGGGUGCCGUGGUCCUGCUCGUCCUGGGGCUGAUCCUGGCCGAGGCCUAUUACAGCCGCCCGAGGGGGGCACCCUAG